UUUCCUGUCCAGCUGUCCUCAGGUUGCGUGGGCUAUGGCUUAACUAAUGACACGUGGAAUGAUACAGGUACAGCUACGUCGAACCCAGAAAACUGUUUUGAUCUUCUUCAGCCAAAGUAAUAGGAGUGCCGGUCUCUUUCCUUCUCGCUCCCUUCUGCAAGCUGAGUUACGGUAAAGAUGUAUAGAACGGCGGCUAAGCGGCUACUCUCCGGUGCUACCGUGGGUAAGAGUAGCGUCGCCCGUCUCAGAUUCCUUAAUCUCCAAACAAUCGGUACCGGUUUUCGCUUUUGCACCUCAGUGAAUCCUCAAUCAAUCUCCAAUCAAAACCCUAAUAAUCAAAAUCAAAUCCGAUGUCUGAAUGUGGAGGCCACACCUAACCAAUCAGACUCAAACUUGUCAUCAUCUUCAACGUCUUCGUCUUCAAGUGGGUCAACAUCAUUUACGGCUGACGAUGCCGGAUACGGUCACCACCACCAUCGCCAGCAGGAGAGGCGGAUUCCGAGAGUUGAGUACCAAGAUGAGCAAGCUCGCGUUCUUCAGGCUUCCUUUCGCCACGUGAUAAGGUUGGGAUGGAGUGAAGAAGCCAUGAUUGCUGGUGCAAGGGACGCUGGUGUCUCCCCUGCUAUCAUUGGAUCUUUUCCUCGAAAGGAAGCCGCACUAGUCGAGUUUUUUAUGGAUGAGUGCUUACAAAAGCUUAUUGAUCGAAUUGACUCUGGGGAGGAGUUACAAAAUUUGGUACCUAGUGAACGCAUCUCGAAGCUUGUUAGGAUCCGACUAGAAAUGCAAGCUCCCUACAUUUCUAAAUGGCCCCAAGCUCUGAGCAUCCAGGCACACCCAGCAAAUGUUCCAACUAGUUUUAAGCAGCGUGCAAUACUGCUUGAUGAGAUCUGGCAUGCUGCUGGUGACGAGGGAUCUGAUAUCAAUUGGUAUGUAAAGCGCACUGUCCUGGGAGGGAUAUACUCAACAACUGAGAUUUACAUGCUGACUGAUAGUUCCCCAGAUUUUCGUGAUACAUGGGCAUUCUUGGAUUGUCGAGUGAAAGAUGCUUUUGAUUUCAAGAAGACAAUUCAAGAGGCAAUGUACUUGGCUGAAGCUGUUGGUGCUGGAAUGGGGAAUUCUUUGCAAGGUUUUGUGAAGGGAGUUUUAAAGGGUUGAAUUCUUUGCUCUUGUUGCUUCCGAGGAGGUAUCAAAACUGGAGGAGAUGCCUUUAAGUUGUAGUACUUUUCCUGAUGCUGCAAAUGCUUUCAAAUUUUUGAAGCCUGAUUUCAGAUAAAGUUCUACUCUCAAGUGCUCCACUGCUAAAGAUAAUACCAUUUGGCAAAUUGUCUUUUUCCCACUGAUGGUUCUAUCCUUUCAUCUACGAGGUUAUAAGUGAGAAUAAGCUUAGUACGAAAGAAUAUUUGCAUUUAAUUUGCAUGGAAUUAAUUAGGAAGCAAUUAUGGUUGAAUGACAGUGAAAUUGAUAUAUCGAAUUUUCAUUUACAUUGGCUCUACAAAUAAGCAAUCUUUUAAA
This is a messenger RNA of Hevea brasiliensis (rubber tree), 1512 nucleotides long. RefSeq lists its product as uncharacterized. The transcript has 6 exons. Gene Ontology annotation, molecular function: lipid binding. The record is from RefSeq and is a predicted model, not a curated record. Gene Ontology annotation, cellular component: mitochondrial inner membrane. Bases 178 to 1155 code for a protein of 325 amino acids. Gene Ontology annotation, biological process: ubiquinone biosynthetic process. NCBI's taxonomy places the organism in Eukaryota, Viridiplantae, Streptophyta, Magnoliopsida, Malpighiales, Euphorbiaceae.